Messenger RNA from Hemiscyllium ocellatum (epaulette shark), 7957 nucleotides. It is a transcript of the gene tecpr1a, whose product is annotated as tectonin beta-propeller repeat containing 1a. Gene Ontology annotation, cellular component: membrane. Bases 53 to 3667 code for a protein of 1204 amino acids. The record is from RefSeq and is a predicted model, not a curated record. The transcript is spliced from 25 exons. Lineage: Eukaryota; Metazoa; Chordata; Chondrichthyes; Orectolobiformes; Hemiscylliidae.
GUCGUCAAGGAAGAAGGUUCCGGAAGCCGAGUCCGGUUUGAAUGAAGCUGGCAUGCCUAGUUCCCUUCUAUGGGCUGUGGAUGUACAUGGAAGAGUUUAUAGCCUCUCUACAGCUGGACAGUACUGGGAGUUGUGCAAAGAUGAAAGCUUACAAUUUAAGAGAUUGGCAGCUGUUAAGCAGUGCUGCUGGGGAAUUGCAUGCGACCAUCAGAUCUAUGUCUACGUCCAUUCAAGUGAAGUCCCAAUCCAUUACCAAGAAGAGACCUAUGAAAAUCAGCGAUGGAAUCCUGUGGAUGGUUUCAGUGACCGCCUUCUACCCAGUGACCGCUGGCAAUGGAGUGAUGUUACAGGUUUGAUCCAUCAACCACUAAAUGAGUUUGAACUUGCUUCACCGCAAUGGGAGUGGGAAUCUGACUGGUACGUGGAUGAAAAUAUUGGAGGAGAGCCAACAGAAAAAGGGGGUUGGACAUAUGCCAUUGAUUUUCCUGCCACUUACACAAAAGACAAGCGGUGGAAUUCUUGUGUGCGUAGACGGCGAUGGAUCCGAUACAGAAGAUACAAUGCAUGUGAUAUGUGGGCAAAGAUUCCUUUACAAGAGACUGGACCACUGCCAGAUCCCUUUAAUGAUAUUGCAGUAGGAGGAUGGGAAAUCACUGAUGAACCUUUAGGACAUCUUUCAGUCUGGGCAGUAACAGUACAAGGAAAGGUAUUCUAUAGAGAAAAUAUAAAUGACCAGAAUCCUGAAGGUUCUCUGUGGACUGAAAUCCAGACUCCUGGGGAAGUAGUUCAGAUAACUUGUGGACCGGGAGAUCUUUUGUGUGCUGUAUUAUGGGAAGGUCAGCUAAUUGUGAGAGAUGGAAUAAACAGAGAUAAUCCUAAAGGGAGUUCUUGGAAGAUUGUUGAACCACCAAACUCUGAAAAUGGUCUUGUUCAGGUUUCAGUGGGCGUUAAUGUACUAUGGACUAUCACACGGGACAGAAGAGUCUGGUUUCGAAGAGGUGUCUGCUCUGAGAACCCUGUAGGAACAGGCUGGAUUUGUAUGAAUAUAGAGAUGGUAAUGGUGAAUGUGGGAUUAAAUGAUCAGGUUUGGGGAAUUGGAUAUGAAGACCGUAAUAUUUAUUUCCGUCAUGGAGUGACACCAACUGAAUACAGUGGAAAAGCUUGGAAAAUAAUCGUAGCUAGCAGAGAGCAUGACCGAGCUUCUCGUACAGGCAGUGCUACCAGUCUUGCAAGUGCUGGCUGUUUCUUUGGUGAUGAAGUUAGGUUGCCAUCACAAGUAUCCAUUAGUAGCGAAGUUGAUUUCUCCUCCGAAAUGGACAAACUGGCAAAGAAAACUGAAAACAUUCUCGAAACAAUUGGUGAGCGUGCAAGUUGUCCCCAUGCCAGUGGAGGUGGAGAUGGAGAUGUUGCUUCCAGUCCUGAUAUUGAGAAAAAAUGUGCUGAUGUUGCAAAUGUAUUUGAGACCAUCCCUUUAAUGGGAGCAUCUUCAGAAAAAUGGGUGCAACCUGUUGCUGAACCACCUGUUUCCCAAGCUCCAUAUUUGACGGACCAAGGGGGACCUUUGCAGGAUGGUGCUGAAUUGAUUAUUGCUCAUUCAAUCUCAAACACAAUGAACUCAGACCCGGCUGAAACAUCCAGUGUUUCUUCUGUAGGCACCUAUCCUUUUGGAAUUGAAGAGCACUACGUGUCUGAUGAGCGCCCACUCUGGGCCUGGCUCAGUGGAGGAGGUUGUGAAGUAGAAGCUCACACCCAGCUGAACUGGUUCACUGCCCAGUCAGGACAGCCAUUUUCUCAGCUGUCAUUCUCAAUGCCUAUUAGCUGCACCCAGCAGACAGUUUGGCGGAAACAGAUAAUUCAUCAGUUAACUGAACGGUCCAAACGGGAGCUGGAGGAUUUUAAACAUUAUGAGCAAGCAGUUGAACAGUCCGUAUGGAUAAAAAAAGGAGCAAUGCAGUGGUGGAGAGAUGGAAAGCCAUACAAAUGGAUAGACGUCAGGGUAGCACUGGAACAGUUUACAGGGAAUGAUGGAAAACGGGAUGGGAUCUUUUUCAUUUACUACACAUUCAAUGAUGAGAAGAAGUACCUUCACGUGUUUUCAAAUGAAAUUACAAUUUUGGUUCCGAUUGCUAAUGAAACAAAACAUUCAUUUGCUAUUUAUACUCCUGAGCGGACAAAGCAGAGAUGGCCAAUAAGGUUGGCAACAACUACAGAGCAAGAAAUGUAUGACUGGCUUGCUGUCCUGAGUUUAGCAUGCUGUGACAGUAGAGAUCUACAUGGACCCCCAUCUAACCAGGCCCUUUGGUCUGUCACAUGUAAAGGAGAUAUCUUCGUCAGUGAGCCAACCCCGAAUUUGGAAGCAGCACAACAUCCUUUGCCAAGUGAUCAAUUGUAUUGGCGUCAGAUUGGAGGACAUCUCUGUAUCAUUGAAUCCAACAGCCAAGGAAUUGUGUGGGGCAUUGGAUAUGAUCACACAGCCUGGGUUUACACUGGUGGAUAUGGAGGUGGCUUUUUUCAAGGUCUGGCUAGCAGUACAGAUAACAUUUAUACACAAACAGAUGUGAUGUGUGUUUACAUCUACGAAAACCAGCGUUGGAAUCCUGUUACUGGAUACAGUAGUCGGGGGCUGCCAACCGAUAGGUACAUGUGGAGCGAUGCAUCAGGUCUGCAAGAAUGUACCAAAGCACACACCAAACCUCCUUCACAGUGGACUUGGGUUUCUGAUUGGUAUAUUGAUUUCAAUGCUCCAGGAGGGACUGAUCGGGAAGGAUGGCAAUAUGCAGCUGACUUUCCUGCCUCUUACCAUGGUUAUAAGACGAUAAAAGAUUUUGUGCGACGCAGACGAUGGGCAAGAAAAUGCAAAAUAGUUACGACAGGUCCCUGGUUUGAGGUUGGACCUGUUGCACUCCGGGACAUUUCACUGAUUCCCUGUGUAUCUCAGAAGGCAGAUGAUGCAUCAGCAUUGUGGGCCAUUAGCAGCAAAGGAGACGUCUUGUGUAGACUGGGAAUAACUAAGCAAAAUGCACUAGGUUUAUCAUGGCUGCACAUUGGUACAGAUCAACCAUUUGCAUCAGUGUCUAUCGGUGGCUAUUAUCAGGUUUGGGCCAUUGCCAGGGAUGGAGCAGCUUUCUACCGUGGUUCUGUCUCUCCACAAAAUCCUACAGGUGAUUGUUGGUACCACAUUCCACCCCCUUCCAAACAGAAGCUGAUACAAGUGUCUGUGGGCCAGACAUCUGUUUAUACAGUGGAUGAAAAUGGUAAUUUAUGGUUUCGCCAAGGCAUUUCUCCAAGUUAUCCUCAAGGAUCAUGCUGGCAGCAUGUUUCUACUAAUGUUCGCAAAGUGUCUGUAGGUCCUCUUGAUCAGGUUUGGAUAGUUGCUGAUAAAGUUCAGGGCAGCCAUAGCUUGAGUUGUGGCACGGUGUGUCAUCGAAUGGGUGUCCAGCCACGAGAGCCCAUCGGUAGCGGUUGGGACUACGGUAUUGGAGGUGGCUGGGAUCAUAUUACAAUCAGAGCAAACUCCAUGGAAACUUCUCAUAAUCCUGUUUCUAUGGCAUCUGAUAAUGCACCAAUGAAUUUGCCUAACCAAGAUGGAACUGUUGGUGAUAAUUCCAGGGGCAAUUUAAUAGUCAGUGAACAACAGGAACUUAAUGGACAUGCUGUUAACUGCUGACAAUCUGUACUAUAAUUGUUGUGUAUUCUAUUUGGCGGUGUUAUCAGUUUGGUACUGAUCUUCCGUAAAUCAUCUGAGACUGUUUCCUAUCUUAAAUAAGUAGAAUAUUCUUGUAAUGUUUCUCCAUUAGCAGUGCUUCAUUGUCACUCCAAUUGUACUGCACUUUUCACAGAGAAAAGGUUCUCACUUUGUGGGAAAUUCAUCACCUGUGCAGUUACUUCAAACUGUACAAUGCUUAAAUGUUCGAAAUCCAACUCAAUAUGUUGCGUUCCACACCAUUUCAUGUUGAUCAGACUGUUACAUCUGUAAUUCAGUCUUUUUCCAGGAUUGAAAGCCCAACAAUGCAUUAAUCUAAAUAAUUUAAGGACAGUGUCCCCUACUGGAUCAGACAGUGGUUCUGUUCACAUCAUCACACUGACAUGUAUGGGACAACUGGCACACAUGUAAAUCUCUAAAAAUUCAUUGCCAUGCAUUGUCUUGAUCCCUGCUUUAACAAUUUUUUUUCUGAUCCCAUAGAUUCUUACAUUGUUCCUGAACUAACUGAGAACCAGUGCCACCUUUUAAAUAUUUGAUUGAACCCAAAACCAUUAGUUGUAAAAUCCAGUUGUCUUGAUACUAACUUGCAGGGAGAUGAUGGGGUGAUGAUUGGAUUAUGAUAGAAAGUUUCCACAGAAAAAUCACUGUUGUUACAAUGAGAGAUUGGUAGAUUUAUACUCAUAUUAUCUUCAUCUUUACAUGGAAUGAAUAGCACAGAAUGAGCCAUUUUAUGCACUACCCAAGAACCACCUCCUAUCCCACUUCAUCUCAACCUCUAUUCCUUUAUUUACUCUAAAUGCGAGGAGAAGUGAGGUCUGCAGAUGCUGGAGAUCAGAGCUAAAAUGUGUUGCUGGAAAAGUGCAGCAGGUCAGGCAGGAUCCAAAGAACAGAAGAUUCGACCUUUCGGGCAUAAGCCCUUCUUCAUAAGCCAUUCCUGAAGAAGGGCUUAUGCCCGAAACAUCAAAUUUCCUGUUCCUUGGAUGCUGCCUGACCUGAAUUACUCUCUGCCCAAUUUUUACACCCUGCUUCAUUUACAACCGCCACUAAUUCUCCCCUCCCAUUAAACGCCCCUAUAUUUAACAACCACAACCAUUAACACCCUACUCCAAUUUACACCACCACCCACUUCUAGCUACCUUGUAUAAUAUCCCAAAUUUAUAUCCUCUGCCAAUUUUUGCCCCCAUUUGCCUCCUAUUUUAAAGCUCUCUAUUUACAAUUUCAUUAUCCAUUUAUAUCUGCUUCUCUAAUUACAGCUGGCCCCAUUUUGCUUUCGAGUGACUUCAGUUCAAUCCAACCAGCUGCCACAAAAAUUAAAAUCACACCUUUACUCUUUGAGCUUAAAAGUAAAAUUUUUCUAGAGUCAGGAUUGGAGACUUGCUGCAGGAAAGUGUGCUCCAGUAGAUGGCAAAGCAGCAGCAACUGGGAAUGGUGGAUGUGAUAUUGCUGCUAAAUCACAAGUUUGUUCACACAGGCUGUUUUAUUAAUAGUUGGAGGAUAUUUUAAAAUGGUUCAUCUUGUGGCAUUGAAAUGCCUAAGCACUGUAUGUUAAAAAGGAUGAGAUCAGUGCGGUAGGAACAGCCUGUCCUUUUGAACUACUGACCCAUAAACUCUACAUUACAAACCCAGCUUGGAAAAUAAUAUGCAACACACAUUGGAAACCUUGAACAUUUCAGCUCACAAAGAAAUUAAACCUUGUUAAAACAUACUGAAAACAGGACAGAUAAAAGGAACCGUUGCAUAGUUACAGGGAACUAUGCAGAUGACACAAAGAUAGUUAGAGGGACAGGUAGCUUUGAGGGCGCAAAGAAUUGGCACAUGGAGUACAAUGUGGGCAAGUGUGAGAUCGUGCACUUUGGUGGGGCAAAUAGAGGCAUGGACUAUUUUCUAAAUGGGGUGAAAAUUCAGAAGUCUGAAGUCCAAAGAGACUUAGGAGUUUUAGUCCAGAAUUCUCUCAAAGUAAACUUGCAGAUUGAGUCAGUAGUUAGGAAGGGAAAUGCAAUGAUGGCAAUUAUUUUAAGAGGAUUUGAAUGUAAAAGCAGGAUGUACUUCUGAGGCUCUAUUAAGCUGUAGUCAGACUUCAUUUGGAGUAUUGUGCGCAGUUUUGGGCCCCAUAUCUCAGGAAGGAGGUACUGGCCCUCUGAGAGACUAGGACCCAAGAGCACAGCUUUAGAGUAAAGGGAAGACUUUUUAGAACACAGAUAAGGAGAAAAUGUUUUCAGCCAGAGAGUGGUGGAUCUAUUGAAUUCAUUAUCACAGAAGGCUAUGGAGGCAGGUCACUGAGUAUAUUUAAGAUUGCAAUAGAUAGAUUCUUGAGUAUCAAGGAUUACUGGGAGAAAGCUGGAGAAUUGGGUUGAGAAACUUAUCAGCCAUGAUUGAAUGGCGGAGCAGAUUCUGGCUGAAUGGCCUAAUUUCUGCUCCAAUGUCAUAUGGUCUUAUAGAAUGUCCGCUAUGGUACAUACCACCUGUGUUUGGGAAUGUAUUAGUGGAAAAGCCACAUUCCAUUCAGUACUGCAGUAUGGCAUGUGUCACAAUUUGAAUCUAUAAUGAAUAAUCUACAUUAACUUCUGCUGUAUUGAAUGUCUUCGCCACAUUAACUCAGGAGCAAUGCACUGCUUUGCUAAUAUACUUCAACUCCAAUCAGAUGUUAUUUUAAUUUAGUUUCUCAGUGUAACGAUUCUCUAUCUUGUUCGUGACAAAGCUUUUUUUUAUUGUUUUUAUGGAUUUUCACAUGUAAAGCUGAAGAUUAGGCUGCUAUCACACCUUCAAUAAUAAUUCUGGUUCCACCAAAACCCUAAUGCUUUUCUUUAAAAUGUAUGAGUUCCUUUGAAAAGAAAAUAGAUUUCAAUUCUUAAUCGGCAACCUCUGCACAUCACUUAGACAAUUUCACAGUACCAAGGAGAGACAUGAAUUCUUCAAAUCAGAGAUCAAAUUAAGGCCUUGUCUGUCCUCUACCCAUGUUAAAGGCUCCAAAUCCAUUAACUCAAAACAAAGUAGGGGUGUUUUUGUACUAUUCUGGCUAAUAUUUAUGCUUCAUUGGUAGAUGUACAAAUGAUAAGGAGGAAACUCCUCAAUUCUUACAUUGAAGAAAAUAAACUGUAUAAUAUUAGCUGCUAAUGCUUGAAUCCAGAAUUUUCACCAAGUAAUUGAUACUUGCGAUGACAGCACUGACAUCUGAGGAGAGAUUGAGUCGGUUAGGAUUGGAUUCACUGGAGUUUAGAAGAAUGAGGGAGGAUCUCAUCGAGACCUAUAAAAUUCUAACAGGACUAGACCAGUUAGAUGCAGGAAGGAUGCUCCCAAUGGUGGGGGAAUUCAGAACCAGGGGUCAGAGUUUAAGAAUGAGAGGUAAACCUUUUAGGAUGGAAAUGAGGAGACAUUUCUUCAUGCAGAGUGUGGAUGAGCCAGUGGAAGUCACGACUACAUGAAGUAGUUGAGGCCAAAACAUUGUGUUUUCAAGGAGGAGGUAAACAUAGCUCUUGUGGCUAAAGGGAUCAAAGGAUAUGGGAGGAGGAUGAGAUGAGGGUUUUGAGCUCACCGGUCAGCUGUGAUCAUAAUGAAUGGCAGAGCAGGCUCGAGGGAUCAAAUGGCGUACUCCUGCUCAUAUCCUCCCUUUCUCAGAGUAUCUCCAGCCAGUUGGAAAUAGUGAGAACUGCAGGUGCUGGAAAGUCAGAGGUGUAGAGGUGGAAAAAGCACAGCAGAUCAAACAGCUUCAGAGGAACAGGGAAGUCCUCAGAUUGGAACCUUUCAUCCUGAUUAGCAGCCCUACCCAACAUUUGAUGAUGUAGGAUAAUGUGCUUUGUCAGAGGCUGCUUCUUGUGAACAAGUAUUGUUAUUUUUCAUUCAUUAGGUGGGAUAGUGUUCUUUACCCAUAAUUGGCUGUGAAAGGACCAUCUCUGAAAUGAUGUCUUCAGUCAGUAAGAUCACACACUGGAGAGAUGUAUUAGAUCAGUUGGACAAAUAUAGUAUCCAACACCUGAUCAUUCAUCCUGCAAGUCAGAUAUCUUUAAAUAUCUGAGAGCUAGAAGAAUUAACCAGUGUUAGGAUCUAUUACCAUUCAUACAGGAUGUUUGAAGAUCAUGUUAUUAGGUUUUGAUAACUGUGAUGUUUGAUUAAUGUUCUAUAUUAAGACUUGACUUUACACAGGUUCUCUGACCUUCACUAACUAAGGUAUCUUUUAUGUUAUGUCUUAUUUUAUGAUGUACAACUGCAUUAUCUUUACUACAUGUUGUAAAAGAUGUGUCUUAAGAAUAAUGUGAA